CCCCCCUUUUCCCCCCUACAACGGUCCGGGAGCCCCUGGUAGCUCUACGUCACUGGUUGCCGUGGUAACAACUUGAACACCUGCACCAACGAGGAGAAGGCCAGCUACGUCAACUGACGCUCCGCGCAUCUUACGCGGCCCCUCCAGCGCCAAGCAUACGUUCCUCUCUAUGGUAACUUGAAGCUUAGAACAACAACAACCCUCGCCCCCUUCUUCCUCUCAGCGGAUGACGAAGACGGAUAUUAAAGGAAGAAAAUAAAGUCACCUGACCGAAAGGGAACCCGGAGGCGGAAGUGACGUGCGGUGGACUGGGAGAAAGACGGGGACAGACAAACCCUUCCUCCUGGAAGGGAUCCGAGGCCGAGAUGGUAAGUGACAGGCGCGCGGAGCCAAGCGGAGCCCCCCCCCAGCGCCCCCCAUCCACGAAGAGCCUCCCCCCCAUCCGCAGCCCCGCCUCCGCCCUCUGAGGAAGGACCGCUCGCUCCCGCGCACCCGCUUCCCAGGGAGGGGGCUGCCAGGUCCAGCCCCUGACGGGGCUCCGUGCCUUCAUUAGGCUGCGCGCCCUGGCCCGCUCGUUGGGGAGCCGGGGCCCGCCGGACUGGCCGGGGCCUGCCUCCGAGGGCGAAGUGGGCAUCGGAUCGCCCUGCAUGACUCCCCACAACCCUCGGCAGUCUUGCCAGGUUGUGCCUCUUCUCUUCGGGGAAGAGUGAAGCUGCCUCCCGCAGAGCAGCCAGCUUUGCGGGAUGCUUAAAAAGCACGAAAGAGCUCUGAGAGGUAGGAGGCUGGUCGGCUUAGAGAGGCAUGAGGAGGUGCCCCCCACCUUCCGUUCCCUAAUUCGGUGCACGUGUAUAUGGGAGGGAAAUGUGCUCUUUGCACUCAGCUCUGUGUGGCCAGCUCCGUGCCUUCGGCAAGUAGUAGCGUCCACUCUUCUUCCCGCCACCAAUCCCUUAGUUAGGGAAUGGUCCGUUAGUGGUAGAGUAGGCAGUUGUCAUUCCGAAGGUCUCCCGUCCAAUCCCCUGCACCUCUAAAGGUUCCCCAGGCUGCCAAGACUAAAAGUUCUGUCCGUCAGAGAAGUAUUUGCUGUGCUGGACUGUUUCUUUCCAUUCCUUUUCCCGAGUCCCCAUGUGACAUCCUUCUCCUGAGAAACUGCCAUUUCCAAUUCUGAGGUUAAGAGGCUCUCCACAGAGGACUUCCCUGAAGCUUGCACCCUGUUUUUCACCAGUUAGAUCAUGAUGCUAUCCUUUCUCCAUUUUCAGUGCCUUGCAUUCAUGGAAUUUCACAUUCAGAGGAAUCAGCAUAUUGGAAUAGGCAAACUGAAUAGCAUUUACCCUCAGUUUAAAUAUCAGAUGCAGCUGCAGGGAAGAGCAAUUGGAAAAAAUAACAGGUACUGGAAAUGGUACUAAAGUCACUUGAACUUUUCCAACAUGGUAAGAAGUGGAGCUUUGGAAUGGUUUCUUCCCAGUUGAGGGCUGGGAAGAUUACACUUCACUGUCCUCUGUAAGGUGGGACGUUGCUAUUUGUAGCAAAGCAAUUUGCUUCUCAGCAGGGACGGGUUUAACUUUUGAGAGUUAGUCCUGCUAUGGACAGGGCUCAACUCAUGAAAUCUUACAGUAGAUAGAUGCAGGUGUGUGACUUUGACCAUGAGCUUACUGAAACUUGCAGAUACGUGUAUGUGAUGUUAUCCUAUUGGAAUGCAGGUGAGACCUCUUGUUACACCCUUAGGUCUCUGAAAGUGCACUCUCGGGUUGAAAGCACCUUCCAUGUAGAAAGGUUGAAGGUUUUUCAUGCUGAGGUGUUUUCAAUCAAGCAGUUUCCCCCACAAGCAUUCUGUAGUAGUUCAGCAAGAGGUAUUUACCGUGUAAGCACAGCUGGUCUGAUUUUCAGUAGAAGGUAUCCUUCAGUCACUUAUUCCAGAGGUGAUCCAAUUUCAGUCUUGCAUGAUCCAUCAAUUCUUUAAAAAAAAAAAAGAAUCCCCAUGGUCCACAAAUGCAUGUAAAAUUCCAACGUUAGAGUGAAUAUUCACAAUGUUUUUGCAGUGAUCCUGAGUAGGCACUCUUGAACUUUUCAGUCAUAAGUAGUGCCCUGCUAAUUUAGACCAAGGUCCGUCCAGCAUUCUUUCUAAGGAUUCCAGUAAUCAGUAGAUGUAACUUAUCCUCCAGAAGUUUGCCAGCAGCCCGUAAGUGGGCUACAGUCUACUUUAUGCCCACCCAUGCAUUCUUCACUGUCAGAACUGAGCUGUAGCGGAAUUUGGCCAAAAUCAUGUUGUUGAUUUUUGCUAGUCAUGAGAUUCACCAAACUGUCACAACCUUAUUAUUCAUUCCUGUAUUGAAUAAUUGUUUAAUGCUACUUUAGGGAUAGAGAUCUAAUUCUGUCUAUGAAUUAGAGAUUCACCCUGAGAUCUAAUUCUGUCCCUGAAAAAAGGUGAUCUGCUCUCUGUCUUCAGAGGGGUUAGAUGCUUAAUUCAGAGCUUAACACUGAAUCUUCAGGAAAGCAUUGGUUUGUAAUUUACCUAAAGACAAGAACCAAGCACUCAGCUCCAGAUUUGGCACCUCCAAUAGUUUCCAUUGUUUUCUAAUUAUAUUUGCUGGACUGCAUCUUAGUUGCUUCUGUAAUGCCAUGAUUCUCUCUUCUUUAAUUCCAAAGCAGUCUUGUGCAUUUAGAGUUAGGGUUGCCUUCUUUGUGAGAGUCUUCUGUUAUAUGACUUGAGAUGUUACCUAUAAAGUUGCAUAUUACCGCUUGGGUAAGUUACUCAGGUCCUUAACAGUGUUAUUGAGCUCUUACUCAUUCCUGCUUGUGAGUGGCUGUAUUCUUCCCUAAAAUCCCCCUUUUUUCUUCCCUGCAUCCGGAACAACAGUAGUAACCCCGUGAGGUUGUUUGUUCCUCGUAUUUUCAUAACGGUCUCUCCGUUUCUCCUUCUGCAGGUCACAAGGCCACUAGUUCCGACAGCGGCCCAGUCCUGGCGCUGGGUUUGUUGUUACCCGGCCCCACCCGGGCAGUCAUGAACGGGAGCGCAGUGCCCCUGUCGCCAACCGGGGGAGGGAUGGUGGGGGAACCCGCCUCUCUUCCCUCUCCGGGUUGGCGGGAAUUCUGCGAGGCGCAUGCUCGCGCUGCCGCGGUGGACUUUGCCCGCCGCUUUCGGGCCUUCCUGGGUGAGAACCCCCAGUUUGCCACGCCAGGAGCUGAAGCUGCCUUCUCUCGCCGCUUUGCCGAGCACUUCCUGGAACACUUUGAGGCGGAGGUGAGCCGGGCCUAUGCCAGUGACUCGCCGCCCCGGUGCGACAUCGCCCCCUUCACCGGCUGCUCCUCCGCACGUGACCUCUCCGAGACGUGCAGCGACUCCUCCGUGGCCUCCCCUGUGGAGCCUCCCCUGGGGCCGCCCUCUGGCCUCUCCAGCAGCCAGUCUCGUAGCUCCGAAGACGUUUCCACCGCAACAGCCGUGACGGCCACCAAACCAAAGCUGAAGAAGCGCUUCUCCCUGCGUAACGUAAGCCGCAGUGUACGGGGCAGCGUCCGGGGCAUCCUGCAGUGGAAGACCUCGACCGAGUCGCCCCCUAGCAGCGCGGACGGGGCGACCACCGGCGCCAACAGCAAUUCCAACUCUUCAGGGGGUGGCGACUCCGAGCGCUGGACUCACCGCUUCGAACGCCUGCGGCUCAACAAAGCCUCCCCAGCCACCCUCCGCGUAGAACUGGCCAGCGUGCGGCGCGAGGGCCUGCUGAACUACAUUGUGGCCGACGACGGGGCAGGCGGGGGCAGCCGGACGCGCUGGCAGAAAUGCCGCCUUCUCCUGCGCAAAGCGGGGAAGGGGGAGGGGGAGGGUUACCUCUUGGAGUUCUACAUCCCACCAAAGGUGAGCCAUGGGUCGCUGCAUCAGGGCGGGGGGAAGAAAUCCCGGGCGGGGAGAGCCAAAGGAUUACCCCACGCCAAGAUUCCCAGCACUGAGGGGCAUCGGCGUAACUGUGGCUCUCCCUAACUUAACCCCUAGGCAUCCAAGCCGCGGGUCAGCAUCGCCUGCUCUUGCGUAGUGGAUGUGCGGACAACGACCCCCUUGGAAAUGCCAGACAAAGAGAACACCUUUGUGCUCAAGGUGAGGAGAAGAAAAAUAUCAAGGUUGCAUAGGGGCAGAAAGUUAGUGGCUUCGUUUUGUGAGCCUGGUUUUUUAAAAAAGUUAUUCAAGUAGGUACCAAAAAACACCAACCCUAAACCUUAAAUGUAUUCCGUGAUAAUUGGAGCCAUAAUGAGUUAAUUUGCAUAUUUGCUUAUAAUAAUAUUAACACUUCUCAGUGAGCGGAUGUGUCCCCAUUCUCUGCCUGGGCUACUUUCCCAGAGGAAGUCCCUUCCACCAGCAGCUAAGACAGCUGCAAGGGUGGGGAACCUCAGGCCCAAGGUCCAGGUGCAGCCCUCUGUCUGGUCCCUGGGACUCUCCCCUGCAGGCUGGAAGGUAGCCUCCUGCCUAAUGCCAGGAGCUGUAUCCGUUGCCCACCCGGUUUCUGUCUGUCUGAUGUCUCCAAUCACUGACAUGUGGCCCCCAGAAAGCUGCCCAUAUGGGCGUGCAGCCCCUGGGCUUGAAUAGUUCCCUCACUUCUGAAAGGCAGACUGGCUGGAGUGUGCAUUCAGCCGUUGCCUACUUUUCUCCUUGCUUCUCACUUCUGGUGGGAUCUGCUGCUGCCUGGUCCCUCUCUAGCAGGACCUCGCUAGCUUUGGCAGGAGCUGCUGUUCCUGAGCAGACUCAUGACAAUUCCCCGACCUUCUUUUUCUCUUGGUUUGAUUUCAUAUGCUUUGUCAUAUGCUUGGUUUGCUUUCAUAUGCCUGGAGGCCAACCAUGACAUCUGUGUGCUUUGAGAGUGAGAAGGGUAUGUGGGUGCUUUGUGAUUUAUUUUUUUUUGCAUGGUAAAAGCACAGCAAAUGGGAGGGGGGUUCAGUCAGCAUGGUGUAGAGGGGCAGCUAAGGUAGCUGAUAAAGAACGUGGGACAAAGGUCUCCUUAAACACCUUGCCAGCCGUUGCUGCCUGAACUGACUUGUUUCUAUUGAGGGCCAAAACAUGUAGAGGGAGGCCUCAUUCUCUUACUACUGUCCGUGUAGUCAAUGCUGAGUUACAUAUACCAAGUGUCUGAUUCAGUAUAAGAAUGCUUUCUAUCUUCUCAGCUCUUGGAGAAGGUUUUUAACUUGAGCAUCAUUUGGCUUCAGCAGCUCUUGUCAUUCUUGCACAAAAGGGUUAGGAAGCAGUUUACUGAUUUUCUCAUGGUGACAUGUUUCAUUUUUUCCCUUGGCUUUUUGGAGGCACCGGAGGGGAGUGGGGGGCAUGUUCUAGGAAUAAGGAGCCCCUCCACACCCCCCAAAACAUAAUGUGUCUAUGGCUGUUCCCUUCCCACUCUACUUCACAGCUGUCAAGCUCCUUGGAGUACAUCCUUGAGACGGUUGACUCGCUGCAGAUGCGCUCCUGGUUGGCUGACAUUCAGGAAUGCAUGGGCCUCGGGUAAGUUGCGCCAGGCCGUGGGAGAGGACCAGAGCUAGGCAGCAGAGCACUUGCUGGGCCUGUGAAAGGUAGCAUCCUUAGCAGUUAAAGGGAUCCCAGGUAGCAAGGCUAAUAAAAGCCUUGCUUGCUUCCUUUCCCUGAAAAUCUGGAAGAACUGCUGCUUCUCAAAGAAGGCAAUCCUGGGCUAUGUGGACCUGUGGUCUGAGAUAGAUUGACAGCUAGGACAGCUUCAUACUUUACAUGAGAGCCUUUAGGCAGACGAGAAUGGGAAAGGUCGGCUAGGCAUGCCUUGCAAACUUUGCCCAUGCUAAAAGCAUAAACCAGGGAUUGGGGAACUUUUGGUCCACCAGAUGUUGUUGAACUGCAACUCCCAUAUUGGCCACAGCCAGCAAGGCCCAGUGGUCAGGGCUGGUGGGAGCUGUUGGCAUCCAUCUCACUCAAGAGACAAUGGAGUGUGCCUCCGGUUUGGUGUUAGCGGCACCAAAGUGGGGGGGGGCACAAGCCUAGGCAGUGUGUAAGGCAGUCCUAGACAAGACCCCCAAUCUCAGCCUCACUGAUGUGGCCCAAAGGAAAACAGAGCAAUAUGUUUGACCCCAGCUUGGCUCCAGGAGCUGCUGGAAGGAGGCAUACAAGGCACCACCCAGCUGCCUUAGGGACUCCACUCCGUAUUUGUGUGGAGUUUAUCACUUAGCUGUAGUCUAGCAACAUCUGGAGGGCAUUGCACAGGUUUCCCCAUCCCUGAAGCAAGCAGCCAGACCAAAGCUCUAGCAUGUCCAGUGUUUCUGUUUCCAGUAGCAGCCCAGCAUGAGUGUGAUAAUCCUUCCCUGCUUGCCCCCCUGUAUCUGAUACUGGGGAGUAUAUUGGCCUCGGACACAGAUGUUUGGUUUUGGCUAAUGGCACUUGUCUCCACAGAGAGAGCACUGACAGCCUGGAACAGCCAUGUAUGAACCACUCGGAGAGCAUGCCCAGCCGCGAGCUUCCCAUGGUGCCGAGUGAGAGCAGCGAUCAGCUCAGCCAAGGUCUGUUGCAUUCUCUCCCACCCCCAGCAGAGCCCCAGCUUCACCCCUUGGAAAAACGAUGCUGCCACGUUGGGGAAGGGCUGGAGAUCAGUUAGCCGAGCACAUGCUUUGCAUGCAAAAGGUCCCUGGUUCAAUCCCUGGCAUUGCCAGGUAGGGCUGGCAAGGCCCCUCCAUCCAGCACUGCCAGGAAAAUGAAAAUGGUUCUUCCUAAACCUAAGCAGAUGUAGUAGUACAGUGGUACCUCUGGUUGCAAACGGGAUCCUUUCCGGAGGCCUGUUCACAACAUGAGCAGAACGCAACCUGCGCGGGUAGUGAUUCGCCACUUCUGCGCAUGUGCAUGACGUCAUUUUGUGUGUCUGCGCAUGCGCGAGCGGCGAAACCUGGAAGUAACCCUUUCCCGUACUUCCGGGUCGCCGUGGGACGCAACCUGAAAACGCACAACCUGAAGCAAACGUAACAUGAGGUAUCACUGUAGUCAAGCGGCAUUCUGCCUUACCCUUCUGGUAAAAUGCAAAGCCAUCUAUUGCAGCAAGAUGAUAAAAUUCUAUUUUUGCAUUAAUGUUUGAUCCAGGAAUGGGGAGUCUGUGGCCCUGUUUGUGUUCAUUUCACCACAACUCCCAUCAUCCCUGACUAUUCGCCAUAUUGGGCGUUGGAGCCUAACCAUUGAGAGGGCCGCAGGUUUUUGUUUUUUAUUAGAUUUAUUGGAUUUAUGUGCUGCCCUUCAUCACAAGGUCUCAGGGCGGUUCACAAGACAAAAUUCCCCAUGUGUGAUCUAGUCUUAGAGGAAAAAGCUGGAGUGCCAGCUUUCUACGCUUUCCAACCUGAGGUGUUUUCUUCAGAGGGGCCGAGUUCGAAACAGGAAUGCGCACUAACUCCGUAUGCUAUUGCAAGCUCCUUGAGAGAAAGGAUGGGGUGAAAAAGUAAUAAAUGAAAUAAAUAAUAAAAAAACUUUAUAGAACAAAGAUUUCUACAUACUAAUCAGAACUGGCUUUGUCUCUUAAAUAAUGACACGCUGUGUAGUAUACAAUGACAUAGCAUCACUGUUUUAUUAAUUUUUGUUAGUCUUUCGUUUUUAGUUGGUUUAGGAAAUCUUGUAUACAGUUACAUGGCAUUUUUAAAUGUAUUUCACUUUUCUGUGGAGUUUAAAUGUAUUUUAUUUUGUUCUUUUUUUAAUAUGGUCUGUGAUCUGUAACUGUUUGAUUCUAUUCCUAGAGACAGAGGUUUGGGAGAGUGUGACUUCUGAUAAUAGCUUUUUCCCUUUUGUCAAUUAUUGAUCUUAACUCUUGUUUCUGUUUGUUGAUUUGUAAUAAAUCUUGUAAAUCAGGCAGGAAAAUUCUCAAGUUCUCCCUGCCCUCUGCCCAACCAUUUCCUCUCUCAAUCUAGUCACCUAUUGGUUUCUUAAUUAUAUGUUAAAACAAUGUAUACAGCAUCAGCCACAAACCUGUUACUCUACUGUUGGAAGGAAAGGCCAGUUUUAAUACUUCAGAUUUUUAAAAAUCAAAAUUUGGAGAGGCAGGAACUAUGCUUUCUAUGCUGCAUAUAUAGUGGACAAAAUGCAGCCUUGACAAGGAAUCGCACAAUAUUUUUUUGGUGUUGAGACACAGGAAAUAAGCAGGAAGAAGAAAAUAAAGAGAGAGAAGAAAAAGAAGAGAGAGAGAAAGAUGAGAAAGAAAUAAUAAAUAAACAUAAAAAGGGCUUCCAAUUUUCCAUUUGCCGCUUACAUAAGAAAAGGCUAUUUAAGACAUUCAGUCCAUGAUAACCUCGGGAAUUGCACAAUGUUUUUUGAAGCUGCCUUGGUGUGCUGCUUGUGACCUGGCCUGUUUGUCCAUCCUCUCCCCUCCCCAGGUGCCUAUGGCGGACUGAUGGAGCGCCCCUCCGCCUCCAUGUCCCCCAGCUCCGUCUCCAUUGCUGCCUCCCACUUUGACUCAAUGGAGCUGCUGCCUCCCGAGCUGCCACCUCGAGUGCCGAUUGACGAAGGGCCGUUCCCCAUGGGGCUCCUCCACACGACCUUCCCUGAAACCCCGGACACCACAGGUAAUGCCUUGGAGUGGAGUGGCGUUCCCUCUCUCUCUCUCUCUCUCUCUCUCUCUCCCCAUUCUGAGAGAACGGGGAUGGGGUGGGUGUGUCUGACGGUCUCAAGAGUGAAAUCUGCGAGCGAGACUUCAGAAUUCUCUGAACCGGCUUUGGCAGACGGCUCUCGCCUCUCUCCCUGCUCCAGGUUCCUUCCUUUUCCAAGGGGAGCCCGACCCAGGCGGGGGAAGCCUUGGCGACACGGAGCACCCUCUGUCUGAAUACCCCUGGUUCCACGGCACCCUGUCCCGCCUCAAAGCAGCCCAGCUGGUGUUGGCAGGGGGAGCCAGCAGCCACGGCGUUUUCUUAGUGCGGCAGAGUGAGACGCGGCGCGGGGAAUACGUCCUGACCUUUAACUUUCAGGGGAAGGCAAAGGUGAGCGCACGUGCGCGGGUAUCUGGGCAAGCCAGCGUGGCGCAGUGGGUCAGUGUUUCGGACUAGGACCUUGCAGACGAGGGUACUAGCCCCCACUUAGCCGUGCAGCUCAUUGAGUGACCUUUGGCCAGACCUCCUCAGCCUUGUUUUUAGGCUGUAAUUCGGCAGAUGAGAGCCACAUACAACGCCUUGAGUUCCUUGGGAGGGAAAGGUGGAGUGUGAAUGUGAUUACCAUAGAUUCCGGCGUAUUAGGCGACUGGGUGUAUUAGAUGACCCCCCCCAAAUUGGCAGCUGCAAUUUGAGGGUUCAUCUUAUAAGCCCAGUCGCCUAAUACGCUGGGCAGCUCUGCUCCGGGAGAAAGUCGCCCGGCGCAGAGCAGAGCCUGCCGCCCGCUGCCCGCUGCUGCUGUUUCAGAGCCGCCGCAGCGUCAGCGGGGGGGGGGGGGAUCUGCUCCGUACCGCCCAUACCCAGCGUAUAAGACGACCCCCGACUUUUUAACCUCUUUUCCGGGGUUAAAAAGUUGUCUUAUAUGCCGGAAUCUACGGUAAGAAAAAGAAAGAUGGUGCCAGUUGUGAGACAGGGUGGGAGAGGAUCAGGCACUUGACGGGACCUCUCUCCAGGCCUCCUUCUCUCGCCACCAGCACCUGCGCCUCUCCCUUAACGAAGACGGGCAAUGCCGGGUUCAGCACCUCUGGUUCCAGACCAUCUUUGACAUGCUGGAGCACUUCCGGGUCCACCCCAUCCCCCUCGAGUCGGGCGGCUCCAGCGACGUGACACUCGUCAGCUACGUGGUUGCUUCGCAGAGGCUGCACGGUGAGCGAAUCAGAGCCCCAGGGAGCCCUGGGCUAGGAAGACCAUUGACACCGUUGCCAAUCCAUGCCAUGCUCCAUCUCCCCCCCAUCUCCUCCCAUUGUGGCUCCAGACACAUUUCCUCCUCCCCCAGAUUCCCCGCCCCGAGUCUUCUGCUCCACACCGCGCAGGGGCGAUGACACCCCACCCCCUUCAUGUCCACCGCUCUCCCUCUCUUACCCCACCCCCAAUCCCUAUUUCUGAUGUGGGCAUCUCUGUCACAGGCCGGGACCGGGCUGGGAGCCGAGCGCCGGUGUCUGGGUUCAGUGGGGACCCCGACUCGCCCCCCAACCUCAUCUCCAUCCUUGCUGCCGCCUCUGCGGGUGACUGCGUGUAAGUGUGCCAUAGCUACCACGGGAGGAAGGCAGAGAGUUGCGAGCGUGUGUGUGUGUCACAGCCCCCACGCCAUAGCCCAUCGCUAUCCACGGGUCAUGCAGAUGUGCGAUGCCCAUAACCAUCCACUGUGUCUGUGACACCAGGUAGGGGGGAGAUUUCAGAGGGAAGAGGCUCCUCCUGGCAUCUCCAGGUAGAGCUGGGGGUGCGGGGAGAUUUCUGCCUGAAGCCCUGUUGCCAGUUUUUGUAGCAACACUGAGGGAGAUGGACCAAUCGCUUGCCUUGUAAAAAUCAGCUUCUUACAUUCCUUCCCUGGAGAUGGACUUUAGCCGUGGUGACCAUGUGGAGCUUCAAAUGCUACAGGAUGUGCUGCCAACCUCGUCUUUCUGGCAGCUUGUCCUGUAACAUAUAGAGCUUCUCUGUGCUCCCUUACAGCCCUAGUUUGCAACUAAGCUUAUGGUAUCCUCUGUGCAAUCUUGAUUGUGUUGGAUACAAUAGUGCUUUGCCAAAUAGCCCAAUUUGUUAUUUAACAUAUCAACAGCAAACAGUUAAUAACAAGGCCCCAGUAGGACAUAGUAUUGCUUUCUGUUCUGCUGCUCAUCCCCCCAAACUUUCUCAGCAACCAGAUGUGGCUGCUAGGAUUCUGAAUUCGAUGGCCCCCAAACUCACUUUAGAGUAAAGGCAUGUGCCAUGAGGAAAAUUUAGGGCCAAGGAAAUGCAGCCUUAAUUCUGUCUGGCGCAAUUAAAAAGAGCCUACAGACUUGAGAAGGUGUCUGCCUACAUAGCAUGAGAAUUUUAUUUUAUUUUUUAAAAAAGGUCGCUAUGCUGGCAAUUAAGCCAAAUCCAUUCAGUUAGUUUUUGUGGAGGAAUAAGAGGAAGCCAUCACACACUUUUCUUUCUUUUUCUGAAAUUCCUAAUGAAGCCUAAUCAGUUUCAGCUAAGCAAUAUUAUAUAACGCCGGCAGCUCAACAAAUGCUCUAGCCAAGCCGGCUGCCAGGCCUCUAGUUCUGUGUCACGACCAGGUAAAGCCUGAAGUAGGUCUGAGGCAGGGAUGGGGAGCCUGCUUGGCUCCAAAUGUUGCGGGACUGCAGCUCUCAUCGUUCCUGAGCAAUUGGUCAAGUUGAUGGGAGUUGGAAUCCAAGUACAUCUGGGCGGCCACAGGUUCCCCAUCCCUGGUCUAAGGGAAAGAAGGAGAAAAAGGCUUAGACACAUAGGAUAUUCAGAAUUACACACACACACACACACACACAGGUCUCAUUGCAAAGAUUCUGCAAAUACUGUCUCUGAGUAAUGCCAGAAUGAAUUUCUGCUCACAAGCAGACUUUGGCAUUGGUUGCAGAAACAGGGAUCUUGGAAGGCAUGAUUCUCAAUUUUUUUUAAAAAAAGUUUUAUGGCAAUCUGGGUGUGAAGAUGAGAAUGAGUGUGUGGGCAGUGCUUGGUGAAAAUUGCACAGAGGAGCUGGUAGGAGUCAUUGGCCAGGAUGUAGAACAGUUCUUGCCAACCUUGGUAGUCUCCCAAUGUUUUGCACCACAGCCCAGGACUUGCAAGCAGGUGCUUCAGGGGCCAAAUGCAACCCCUUGGCUGAGGGGGGCAGAUAGAUGCCUAUUCUAAUCAGUUAACAUUCACAUGUAUUUCCUGAGAUUUCUUGAAUCGGUCAAAACCUUAGCUACCGUUAUUGCAAAUACAAAGGAAUAGACAUAACCACAAUAAACAUUUUGCACUGAGUAUUUUGUAGAAGCAGAAUAAGUUACAAAAAAAUAAACAAAUGAAUGCCACUGUGUAAUUUUGGACAACUUUUGGCAGCACUAUAAAUUGGCUUUCUUGGUGCAGGGCAGAGUUUGGAUAUUACUGUUUUUUAACGCAAAGAGUAUGCACAGCCAGCCCCAAGUCAUGCCAGCCUGCCUCAUCCCCACACAGCUGCCCAGCAGUUGUCCCGGUGUGAUUUCAUCAGGCCACUACUACUGUGCAUGUAACAUAUGACAGUCUUCCUAAGUCGCAGUUUCCCCGCAAUGUGGCAUCCUCCAGAUGUGGUUGGAUUCCCAGCUCCCAGGAGGCCCAGCCAGCAUGUCGAGUAGACAGGGGUAAUGAGAUCUGCACCAGGUUAGCAAGGGUUGCUCUAAGCCGCAUCGAAUGCAGCGGUGCCAUCUAAGUUCUGAUGUGUCUUGUCACCCUUUCCCAAGCAUCGCCCAGAAGAUUGUGCUCAAAGUUCUCUAGCUACUGGAUGUAGACAACACUGGAGUUGCUGCGUUUUUAGAAAAACCUCGUUGGGGUGGGAGCCCCUUGCUCUGGACUGGACAUUGGGGGGGGGGGAGGGCUCAGAUAAAUCUCUGUGUCCGCCAUCCCACAUUUGGUCUUAACCCCGGGCCCUCUUGUCUCUCUUUGUCUGUCUGUCUGUCUCUUUUCUCUUCUCUCCACAGAACCGAACACCUGUCGUAACCUGCCGCCGCCUCCGCUCCCCCCAGCUCGGCCGCCUCUCGCUCCCCCUGACCGUGGAUUGCCAGAGUGUGAGGGGCAGGCGGAGGAGGAGGGCCGGAUGGUGGAGCCAGAGGUGGACGAGGCAGCGGCCACAGGAGGAGGAGGAUCCCUUCCCCUCCCGGAGGAAUCGGAAGGACGAGCCCGGGCUGUGAACAACCAGUACUCGUUUGUCUGAGCCCCGUGAAUGUGAGCCAGAGAAAGACGCGAGCCCUUCUGGUGUCCAUCGCCAGGGGCAGACCUGGCCUUGGCCCACGGGUGCGAGAUGGGCUUGAAUACCCAAAAGACUUCUAUGCUUCCCUCCGUAACCUUUGCGGGGGUGAGGACUGGCCUUGCCCUCACAGUCCCAUUCUCCCCCACCCCGCCGUCCCAUUCCCUUGGGUAUGGAGCAAACCCCACUUCCGCUUGCCCCGAAAACAUAGGUACGAGACCCUCCUCCUGGUUUCGUGAUCCCAGCUUGCGACAGAUUGGUACGCACUACUUCUAGCCCCCCUUGGGUACUAAGGAAACGGGCCUGCUCUUCCUCCUCUUCCCUUCCUCUUCCUCCUCCUCCCGCCCCUGUGCCCAAAUAUCUGCAGUUGGGCAGGAGUAAUAGCUCACUGUAAACACUACAUGGAGUGGUGGGUGGGAGCGGGGUGGUCUGCCCUUCUGACUCCAGACACAGUCUUUUGCACCCCUGCCCUUCUUUGCUGAAUGUAUGGAGUCUCCGAAUGUAACGUCCUCCUCCUCCCCAUCUCCUCUCUUGGGGCGAUGGGGGGGGCGAGGCCAGCUCCCUCUUCCCUGGUUGGAAAUAUAUUUAUAUUCUUUCGUCUCUCUCCUUCUUCUUCCCCCUCGCCCCACCCACCCCGGCUUGGGGACUGGCCACGCAUUAUAAAGCCUACACUACCCCAGGUAAAAUUUUAAAAUGUUAUGAAUAUACACCUUUCACAGGUACUGUCCCCUCCUCUUGUUCCUGCUGCACCCCUCCCCACCCCACCUUAAGAUUUAUUUUUCUACUGUGGACUAGGUGGACUGCUCAGGCCCUCUCUGUCUCUUCAAUUCUCUCUUUUCUUAAAAUUUGCGCUGAGGUACCGUUUGUUCAUCUGUGUCUUUUUUGUCUUUUUUUUUGAUUAAUUUUUUUUUGGGGGGGAGAGUUUGUAUGAAAAUAAAGGAAAUGUCAUUUUACCUUUUAAAAGAAAAAAUGAUUUGAAACAAACACACAAUAAUCCUCCCCAUACACUACACACUGGACCUU
Messenger RNA from Podarcis lilfordi (Lilford's wall lizard), 13828 nucleotides. Lineage: Eukaryota; Metazoa; Chordata; Lepidosauria; Squamata; Lacertidae. The record is from the annotation of a GenBank genome assembly.